AUGUCCUAUACAGACAUUCCAAACUGUUUUUGCUCUCUCUCAGUCUCUCCAUGAGAAAUUCAACUUGAUUAAUACUGACAACAACUCUGAAAGGAAUAUUCAGAAUAUUUAGUAGCACCACAUGUACUGUACAUACACUGUAUACGCACAUGAACUCAUGCAUACGUUGCCAUUUCCCCGUCCUGAUGAAAAGAAAUACACUUUCACCAUUAUAAGCCUCAUUUAAUUAAAAUAGGUCUUUUCCUACGCUACUGGUGUUUGGAUGAUAAUCGCCUGAACACCUCUCAUCCCAUUCCCAUGUUGCUUCAGGUGUGGUGGGAGUGAAGGGAACUGAAGUGUGGAGACCAGCCCUGCCAGCCUGGUCGAAAGCUGUUGAAGGGCACAGUUGGCAGCUGUCAGGCCUAUAUUAGUUAACUGCAUGAAGACAUGUGGAGAGAGGACUGAGAGUAAGAUUUUUUAUUUGUUAUGAUGUAGUUUAAAACAUAUUUCAUUAUGGUGCAAUGUUAUUUCUAAACCGUGAACCUACUUCUUCUAAGCUUUUUCUAUGAAUAAUAUUGAGACGUGAAGUUUAUGGCCUGUUUGUCCAUGUUUCAUGGAUUUGUGUGGGAAUAUAUGUUGGAAUUUGACUGAGACAGACACUAGGGAAUAAUGAUUUUCACCUUUGGUCAGCCAUUGUGUUCAUUUCCAUUGUGUUUUUAUGCACAUGUCCUUUUAUGAUGACCCCCAAAAAUACAAAGAGAACAGGGCUGAACAGGAAAGCCACAUUUAUAAGCCAACAAGGAAAUGUGUUUGAGGUUUUUUUCGUUUCUUUUCUGUUUUCUGUUCCCCAGAAAAUGAGGAAUUCCCUACAAGAUGUUAACAUGCUGUUAGUCAAAUCCCAGAUAUGAAACAUAAUCGACACCAAAGCUUUUCUAAAGGUCUGACCACUUCUUGUAAUAUCAAAUACAAAUUAUAUGGAUUUAAACUUUAUAAUGAGCUCAUAAUGACAUGUUCAAUUUCAUUUGAUGGUAUUUUAGUCUCUUAUUGCACUAUUUAUUCUUAAGGGAAGUUUUAGCCUUUCUGUGAUGUUUGUGUUAUUAUCUAUUUAAAUUGACUAUAGGAUUACUGUACUGUAGUCGCCUUUACGCAUGGCUGAGUGGCUAUUGUAGGACAAUGUAGAUCUGCAAACACCUGUAACACAACGUGAGAGCAAACUCCCAUCACCCUCUGCGCACAUGGAUAAACUACAUGUAAACUGUAGUAAUCCCUUUGCUGAAUCAGCGCGCAUAUUUGCACAUAAUAACAAGAUUAUACACUAUUGGCCCGACGGUUUUGAUUUUAUUCAAAGUGGCAAACAACCAACACCACGGAAAAAGUCUAAAAUACCCAACUAACCACUCAAUGACAGAUAAGGAAAUAAGGAAAAAUAAAUAAUGAUAGACAUCGAACAAAUAUUCAUCACUGUGGUAAAAUGUUUGGACGUGUUUAGUGAUAAAUUGCAAUUAGUAUUUGCGCUGAUGUGGACGUUUCAUUUUAGGAAAGGAGGCGGAUUUUUUUUUAACUGGAGGAGUGAAUGAAAGCAUUCACAAAUGUAACCGAACGACAAAAUUAGGCCACUACGGGUGUAAUAAGACAGUAGACUGUUCGCACCUGUACAAAAUAAUAAUAAUAAUAAUCAUAAUAAUCCUACAGUCACCUUCUAAACACCGAUGCACAAUUUAAAGGUUUGCAUGUCGAUCCUCGACUUUUCAUCCGAAAAAAAAGUUACAAUGAUAAAUUAAAAUGAAUUAGAAAGAAUUGGAGCCUAAUAAAGUGAGCAGCAAAACUGCAAGUUCAUAUGUUAAUUAUAGCGAUACUGGAAGAGAAAAAGUAGUAUUAAAAAGACCUCGAAGGUCUGUGUUCACUGAGAACAGCAGUUUCCUGCAAGAAUAUUAUAGAAAUAUUAGGUUAUAGGGAUUUUUUCGUUGGUUGCGUCGAUACAUAAAUACAAUGUUAAAAAAAAUUAAAUAAUACUGAUUUAAAGGAACAUUUUCUCUGUAACUUUCCUCAGUUGCUUAUUUUGUUUAUUCAUUAAUGUUCUUCAUGAGGUGCAAAUUCAACCUUAAGUGAAAACAUAUUUUAGGACAUUUGAAGGAUUUAACUCCUCUUAUAAAUAAAGAACAGAUUUUUUAUAUGAAUAUUUUGCCUCAUACUGAUCACCGACCGGAGGUCUUAUUGAUAGUUGAGGCAGCUUUUUUUUAAGUAUUUCCUCUUGCAUACCUGGGUCUAUCCGCGCAGUUCCUAAAGCCCGGCGGAGAGAGGGGACAACCCGGGCCCUCUGCUGUCAGCGGUCAACUGCUCACUUCCUCUCCUUCUUAUUCAGGGAUUUAGACUAAUAUUUAGAUAGGAUUGGGUUUUAUACGUGGAGCGCGCCGCCUCGGUCUCUACAGUUUCAGUCACGCAACAUGAAUGUGAAAAUCAUUGUUUUAAUGAUCAGCGGAUUAACCUGUGAUUUAUUAUCUGUUAAAUGAUGUGAGCGUGUAAUGCAUAAUUUUAUCAGCCUGAUAGUGUCAGAGACAAGCUCAUUAAAUGAAAGACAGGAGAAAUAAAUAUCUCCACAACUUAACGCAGGCAUAAAAACAUCAAAGAACAUUUUAUGCUGUUUUUAUUGUGUGAGAGAGAAAAUGAGAGGGGGAGCAGAGAGAGAGAAGAAGAGAGCGCGCGCCCACGGGUCCUUCCAGAUAUACCGAUGACCUAAUCACAUCUCUGUUUAAUAGUAACACAAAAAUAGCAGCCGCAGAGCCUUGACGUUUAUGAGAUCUGUGCCAUUUAAUGAGGCAUGGGCGGGAGGUGUUUUUGGUUUGGUGAUUUGUCAUGUUACCACAACAGGACACACAGGACCACACAGGCCUUUCUUUCCUACAUGAGAAACAGAAGCCUCCAGUAAAAGACAACAGGAAGAAAACCAACAACAUGCAUCUGUGCUUUGUGUGGCUGAAUGUCUGUCAAAAUGCGUCAUGUGACCAUGUGUUAAGACAUAUAUUUUAAUUACAAACAGAUCGAUGUAUGUUUGGAAAUAUUCUUAUCAAACUAAAAUAUAUUUAUGCGCUCAUUCAAGUGCGUAAAAGCGCACGCCAAAUGGCACGGAGGAUCUGCAGGUUUGUCUUCUGUUGGUCCUGUCAUCCUUGCGCAGUCGCCUGUCAGUUAACCUAAUAUAGAGUCUGACUGUGCGUCCGAAGACAAGAACACUGGUUAAGGGAUGUCAGGUAAUCAGCGCUAUGAUUAUGUAUAUUUUUUCUUCGAAAUUAAAGAAAUGUAGAAAUAUCCAAUAAUAUUAAAAUAAUAAAAAUAUCUUACUUCUAAAAAAUAAUUAACAUCUGUGAAAUUCAGAAUGUAUUUUCAGUUACAUCGUUUCCAAAUGAAUAAAUGAAGGACAAAAACGUGCAGCACAGUGCGUAAGCAAAAGUCGCAUUUGAUAUUACCCCACAUCAGCAGGGCUACCAGUCAGAGUUCAAUAUAGGCGCUUUAAAUGGCGACAUACGAGUGAUACCCAAUGCUAAGUUUAAUCAAAUUUCAAAAGACGUUGGUUCAGCAGGAACUCAUGACAAACUAGUCCCUGAUCACUAAAUCAAAGGCUGUUUCACAACACCUACAGUCUUCAAAUUAUUUAAAUACUUUGUGAUUAACAAAUUCUCAUACUGGCCACAACUUAAAUAAUUUCAACAUCAUAAUAAUUCUAUUAAAAAAAAAAACACAAUGAUGUGAUUUUGUAUUGGCAGUAGAGCAACAGCUGGUAGAGAAAUGUAUGUGUGUCCACGUUUUUCUGUCUCCAUGAAUCAGUGAGACGGUGCAGCCGGGUGUUCGGGCCUGUAUCCUCUAAUCAGUAAGAGCUGUUCACAUACUUUAGCCACUUUGUCUAGAUGUUGUCAGGUUUGGGUGUGUUACAGUCUGUAGUGUACAGUCAGCAGAACAUGGAGUCCUACAGGGCAAAGAUAUAUUUUAAAUAUAACCAAAGAUUAGUUUUUUCUACUGUUUUAGCUGCUUGAACGAUAACAAAAAAUCACUAAGAUAUAAUACCAUUGUAGUAUGUGUAUUAAAAUGUGUCUGUUGCACCUAAUAGUGAGUUUACAUCUAUUCUACUUAGAAUAUAAAUACAUGUUAUAUCAUAUCACUGCAGAGAUUCAGUUUCCUUAAUGUGAUUCAUCACUUGCUCACUUCCAUGUAACGAAAGUCAGAAGAUUCUUAUUCAUAAGAAGACUUAAAGUUAGUAUUUUACUCAGUUAAUUUAUAUACUAUUCUUUAAUCAGCUAUUUAUAUGCUUUCAUUUUUCAUUCUGCCCUGGUUCAUCUACAUGAACGGCACCAUUCUUAAAUUAGUUAGAAUUGUUAUUUUCCGUAAAGGAAAUUAAAUGUGAUGGGUUUUUUUCCCUCUAAAUGUCUCCUAUAAGUUCGUCUUUAUGUUCUCAAGUGCACUGUUGAAUGCCUCCGCUGUGCUUUGGCCGCUGCUGAGGCCUGCGAGCGAAUUCCAACACAGUCUCUUCCCAUUUCGAUCCGCUCCUGUAUUUUGUCUGUUAUCACCUGAGUAUUUACAAAGGAGGCUUCCGACUUGGCAAUGAUGAAGUGAGUCGGUAUUGAUGGCAUCAUAUCUGAUAAAAAAGGCCGGCACACACUGGGAGGAAUAUAUCAUGUGGGCGAUGGUUUACACCGGUUUUGACUGCGCCAUGCGUGAUUUCCUUUAUGCAGUAAUCAAUGCGCACAGGCUCACUUCAUGAAUAAACAGAAGCGAGUGUGAACUGUAAUCUUACAUGAUGUUCUAUCUAUCUAUCUAUCUCUCUAAAUAUUUGCCUUUAACAACAUAUUGCAGUAGUUUAUUUAUGAUCACUGGCUCCUGUGGAGAAACAUCCAAAACAAAUAGAGAUAAUCCUCUAACUGCUUUAUCCCAUCAGAAUCCCGCUGCUGCCUUCACACUUAAUUCAAUGACUCCGGUGUAAAUUAGACUCUAUCCGGGCGAUGUCACAGUCGACCCAACAAAACACAUCUUUGGUUGCUGCACAUUAAAGAUGAACCUCGAUAAGCUGAGAGCCAACAAGGCGAUACUGGAUUCGCAAGGCGGAGAGGUCAAGUCCAGCUCCGGCCUCAAGUGCCACGUGUGUUUAUGUUCUCUGUUUACUGACUGCACUGGUGGCGUUUUGCUCGGUAAAAAAUGUCUCUGAGGCUUUGUACGUAACGAUGUAUAUCAGAGGUAAUGGACUGUGUAAAUCUGAGAUAAAUUCCCGUGAAAUUACGCGAUUUGGCAUUAUAUUGUUUUUGGAGAAGAGCGCUCAGUAGAAAAAUAAAUGAGUGCAAGGAUGGAUGGCUGGUGUGAAUGAGUGAAACUACUGUUUUAAUGGAUAUGAUCACCUAUAUCUGAAACUAGUGAAUCACUCCUUGAAUAAAGUGAAAUAUCUGACACUUCUCACUUGUUUCCAUUUCUGCAUUUCUUGGAUCUCUGUUGUCUUUUUGGUUGGAUUGAAAGAAAUAUUCUUAUCUCUGUGUGUUACUUGACUGAAGAAACACCCCUAACAUGAGAAACCGAGUAAACAAUCUGAAUUCACCUCUAUCUGUCCAUGUUUUUCCAAGCUUGUUUAAAGUAAAAUACAUUUUCAGACUGAACUCUCGCGUAAAAGACUCUUCAGACUGUGUGUUUUUGCAGCGCAGCCCCUGAUGUUCCAUGCAAACUCGGGGACUGGGCAGCGCUUUUGGGGCUUGGACAGCUAAAAUAUGCACUCGCAUAUAUGGGCGCAUAAUUUACUGGAAAAGUGGCGCACUUUGAAGCCGGACAUUGCAGUGACGUUGGAGUUGAAUUCAAAUGACUGACAAGCUCUUAUUGAAAUAAAACAUCCAUUGCAGAGCGCAGACACUUUUUUCCUUGUGGUGCAGGGGAGGCGUGGAUCUCGCUCACUUUUGACAUUCUCGUAGCAGUAGUAGCUUCUCCUCAAGGCAGUACUCAGAUGACACCACCCCGCCACCGACCGGAGGAGAAACAAGGCAAGCUCUCUCUCUCUCUUCUCUGCGGAUGAACUAUGUUUUGACACCAGGAGGUGUUUAAGGGUUAAUCAGAUGAGUCUGAGCACCGGGGAGCUUUUCGCGUCUUCACAGUAGCCGUGGGAAUACUUUAAGAACUGUCUACCCCAGACUCUCGCACCCACGGAUCGCCGGUGGCGGAAUGUGAAAACCCCAUUUUGGCGCAUGUUCCUCUCCAUUGUACGCAGCCUUCUCCUGCUUUCUGAGCGGUUGGAAAGCGGAGGAGGAGGAGGAGGAGGGACGGCUUUUCCCGACUCGAUCCCUUGCCUAUGGACGACGGCGGUCCCCUCUCUCCAAAGGCAAAUGCUUUCAGUAUUGCCUCUUUGAUUUCGGCUGCAGAGCAAGCAGGAAACGCAGCGUUUGACAAACAGAGCGCCGGCCUGGACAAGCCAGACCUGCACAACCACUGUUCCUUUAAAAUGCACUACAGCACUGUCACCCGGGAAAUGGAAGCCAUAUCCAGUCCGUGGCUGACGCAGCUGUCCCAUUUUUGCGAUGUUGCAGCCUUCACGACGAGCAGCCUGAGCAGCCUCAACACGCCGGGGGGCUACCACCUCUCUCCGUCCCCCGGGGACCCCUACAGUCAACAUGAGUCCCACUUUGAGCCCUGUCCGGCCGCCCAGCACAACUACAACUACCCGGGGUCCAACCCGGGCCAGGCCCCGCCGAGCGACAACGGGACUCCCAACUGCUCCUCGUCUUCCUCCAACUCCACACCGAACAGCAAAACCAUCGUGAAGAAGAACCCUAAAGUGGCCAACAUUAACGUCCAGCUGGAGAUGAAAGCUUUAUGGGACGAAUUUAAUCAGCUGGGCACGGAGAUGAUCGUUACCAAGGCUGGCAGGAGAAUGUUUCCAACUUUCCAAGUGAAAAUAUUCGGGAUGGAUCCCAUGGCAGACUACAUGCUCCUGAUGGACUUCCUGCCUGUGGACGACAAACGUUACAGGUAUGCUUUCCACAGCUCAUCGUGGCUGGUGGCCGGUAAAGCUGAUCCCGCCACACCGGGAAGGGUCCACUACCACCCGGACUCUCCGGCCAAAGGCGCACAGUGGAUGAAACAGAUUGUCUCUUUUGAUAAACUCAAACUCACCAACAACCUCCUGGAUGACAACGGCCACAUCAUUCUGAACUCCAUGCAUCGCUACCAGCCCAGGUUUCAUGUGGUCUAUGUGGAUCCCCGCAAGGACAGCGAGAAAUACGCAGAGGAGAAUUAUAAAACCUUUGUUUUUGAAGAAACCCGCUUCACAGCGGUCACAGCCUACCAGAACCACCGGAUCACGCAGCUGAAGAUAGCCAGCAAUCCCUUUGCAAAGGGCUUCAGGGACUGUGACCCAGAGGACUGGCCCAGGAAUCACAGGCCAGGCUCUCUGCCAAUAAUGAGUGCCUUUGCCAGAACAAGAAACCCAAUGUCAUCUCCCCCUCAGCAGAACGGCACAGAGAAAGAGGACAGUCGGCGGGAAUACGAGCGAGACCCCAGCGGCACGCCCAUACACGCUGACCCAGCUCACCAGCUAAUGUCCCGGGUCCUCAGCCCCGCCCUGCCCGUCCCGGGAGGCCUCCACGCUGUCCCGCUCACCAGUGGCCGGCCCAGUCCUCCGCACGACCUUCGGCCAGACCCCCACAGUCUACCCCCGGACACCCUGCACCACCACCCCUACAAGUACCCCACCACCUAUGAACACUACCUGGGAGCCAAGACCAGGCCGUCACCCUACCCUUUACCCAGCAUCAGAGGACACACGUACCACCACCACAUGAACCCCGCCACAGCUAACAUGUACUCAGCCACCAGUGGCCCCUCUAACUAUGACUACGGGCCCAGAUAAUGACUGCUGUCCAGCGGGGCUAACGACAAACAGCACUGUGGGAAUGGAAACAGGCAGGAAAGGCAACACAGUCCUGUCUAUUGAUGGCUUACACAACCUGCGGGGUGCGUUCACGGAAUGAAACUCCUUUCUGCUGGAUAAACCCUGCCGUAUUUAUUUAAAGGAAAUGCAUCUUAGCGGGAAGCAUGGGCACCUGCUCUGAGCCCUUGAAGAGGUCUGCUUUGACCUUUGAACCCAAAUGGCAAUAGCUCCACAUCAGCACCUCUUACCUGAGUGUUGCAGACAUUGAGCCAGCAAACGGAGGAGGCAGGAGGGACCUCUCCUUAACACGGACAAUACAUUUGAUCACAGACUGGAAUUGAAUUUUUUUUUUUUUUUUUUUUUUUGUGUUGGAUGCACUUUUUGAUUUGCCUUGUUUUUAUUGCUUUCAAAAAAGCCAUAUGUUAUAUAGUCCUUCAACCUUCUAGGUAGACGAGAUGUUUGCAUGUUGAGCUCAUCAGAGAGGGUGUCGAAACACAUCGAAAUGUUUUUGUUUGAGGUAAAAAAAAAAAAGAAGAAAAAAAAAAAAAGAGCAAGAUUUGAUUUUGAAAGUGAAACUUCUGAACAUCUUGAGCCGUUCUGAGAAGCUUGUAUCAUGGCACUGACUUGCAGCAAUUCAAAGUAAAUAAAUGAAGCAGAAUGACUGUUCUGUAUCUGUAAAAUAAACAUUAAAUUCUUGUAAUUCAUUAAAAAAAAAAAUGGUCUUUGUGCCGAUCUUCCAUUCAAAAGCCCCGUCUGCUGAAGGGGGAGGGUGAAAAAAAA
Messenger RNA from Thunnus maccoyii (southern bluefin tuna), 8647 nucleotides. RefSeq names its product T-box transcription factor 1 (gene tbx1). Gene Ontology annotation, cellular component: nucleus. Gene Ontology annotation, molecular function: RNA polymerase II cis-regulatory region sequence-specific DNA binding; DNA-binding transcription factor activity, RNA polymerase II-specific. The transcript has 8 exons. Gene Ontology annotation, biological process: cell fate specification; positive regulation of DNA-templated transcription; regulation of transcription by RNA polymerase II. Lineage: Eukaryota; Metazoa; Chordata; Actinopteri; Scombriformes; Scombridae. The coding region runs from base 6290 to 7846 and encodes 518 amino acids. The record is from RefSeq and is a predicted model, not a curated record.